This is a messenger RNA of Paramacrobiotus metropolitanus, 2114 nucleotides long. RefSeq lists its product as uncharacterized. The record is from RefSeq and is a predicted model, not a curated record. Bases 438 to 1973 code for a protein of 511 amino acids. Lineage: Eukaryota; Metazoa; Tardigrada; Eutardigrada; Parachela; Macrobiotidae. The transcript has 2 exons.
ACACGUACAGCAGUCGGCUACAAAACAAUUUCACUCAACGCUUUAAGAAUUACCCGUGUACUGUACUUUUGAGUGCUGCUUUAAACAUCGGUAAGCAAGGAUUUAAUUAUUGCUCAUUUUAGUAAGUGGGUAAUUUAUAAUAAUUACCCCUGUAAGGUGUUUAAACCAAAAGCGCUAUAGUAAUUACAUCAAUUUUAUGGCUCUGCAUUCUCUUUACUUUUUGGGGUCGAAUCAAUAGUUUAUUUGGAAUUUCUCACCAUAAAAAGAGUUUCUUUCUGAUUUCAUGACCAAGUUACUAAUAUGAUACAGGUUACAGAUUACGCUGAUAGUGAGUAAAUCAAGUUGUGGUUUUUGUUUACUUGAACAUUUAAGCAACCAUUCUGCCACCUAUUCGAUUAUAUUGCGCGCGAUUGUUUUUCCCGUGACAAAACGUUACAAUGUCCGCUCGGGCAGUCCCACGCCCCGUCAAAUUUAAGGUUCCACCCACAGCCAAGGAUGCGGCAAAUGCUUUCUCGUUAUUAUCCACGCCAGCCGCAGUCAACAGCGUGUACUAUGCACUGCUGAUCUGGCUAGCGUUCAUCAUUACUUGUCUAGCACUCAUUUUACCGCAAAUAAUCAAGCAGCGCCAUUUCUGGAUUGUACUGGAACUCUUAUCCGCGCGACGGUGGUUCGAUGUGGCCUACAAUGCCCUUCAGGCGCGACCCCUCGCUGCCGAGGACAAAGCAACCAUUAAAACGGGCGACACCGCACAACCAGUUACCGCCCACCCUGUACUAUUUCACCGCCUUUUAGCCAAACUCGGAUUCAUCCAGAAUCCAGCGCCUUACACGAUGCCCGCAGCGGCUGAAAGUUCGAUGUUGAAUUUCUACGGUGACACCGGGCUGGUGCAGCCCGGUGCCGAAAACGAGAAGGAAAAAUUCGGACUGGGCAAGGAUGAACAGUCCAGCAGUCGCUAUUUAUGGUAUCUGAUGGAACGCCCAGACAUUCACGACCAGCCCAGCGACAAUCCCUUCAUGCAGCUGCAGACUAGCAGCCUGACUGCACCCUCAAAAUCCGAGCCCACUUUCGACUUUAAUCUGGCCUCGCGAUUUGAGGAAUCGAAACAGGAUAUCGACACUGGUGAAGGGGAACGCGGAGCGGAAGAAAUUCACCUUCCUGAGUCGAAAAUAAUCAAUCAAGUAUGCCGCAGCGGAACCUGUCAGUAUCAUUCAUCCCUCGAUCCGAGUAAAUUAAGCGAUCCCAAAUACUUCUCCGCCGGUGUGGAGCGGUUAAUCAAGGAAAUGCUGGAAGAUGUGGCAUUGGCGGCCGUUGAAGAUAAUUUUGAAAGUGAUGCUGAAGUGGAAAAAGAAACGCCCGUUCCGUUGAUCGAAGAUUUGUUGGUCAUUCCGAAACUUCUCGUGGAAAAUCUAGCCGAACCGAUACUAUCGCUGGCAUCGGCUAUCGGAGCUGAAUCGCCAUUGGUCGAACCCGUUACAGUGCCCGAAGUACCGAGAUUAAGCAUUGCGGAUCAGUUCAGUUCGACCGGUGUGUCCGAACCGUUGGCCGUCUCCAGUGUUCAAGACACAAUGGCCACGGAUAUGCACGCCUCGGAAAUUCUUGUCCGUCCCAGCCAGCAGCGUCUUCCGCAGUAUCCGGAUGCUGUUGUCUUUCCUUGUGACAUUGAUUUGACUAGACCGAACGGAUGGCGAUUUGCCCAGUGGAAACCGUGUGAAAUUCGGGUCGGUACCGCGGAAAUCGCUGUACGAUAUCGGAACCGAAAGGAUCAGCUUGUAGAAAAGCAUAUUACGGAGAAAGACCCUUCACAGUUUACGUUCUCCGUUCCACGUUCGAUGAAAACGGGACUAUCGGCAUCCGCCCGUCGUUUCGGAUUAAUAUGCCCAAAUGGUCACUUUCGAUUCCGUGCAUUGGAUCACGAAUCGCAGGCCAAAAUACUGCUUGCUUUGAGAAAUUUUACGAAGCCGAUUACAGUAUGAUCACAAUAUCAAGUACAAUAGCAAUAUUGUGUCGAUUAGUGUGGGCCUUAGCAUGCACAAGUUAAACUGAAAAAACUUAAACAAAAUAAAACAAAACAUCUGUCUGUUUGAAUCUGGAAUUCCAGAUACAGAUGACAGUUA